AUGGAGGAACUUUAUGAUGAAUCAAUCAAUAAUUCAAGACUUCUAUUUCAAACUUCAAAAGCUUCAUUAUAUAUACUACCCUUUCACCAAACGAAUAUAAAAGAUUCAACCAAUGACUAUAAUCAACAUCUACCUGAACCAAUUGACUUGAAGAAUAUUAAAGAAUGUAUUUGGAGGGGUAGCGUGCGAUUGAUUGAAGAGACAGUUGAUCAAUUACAACCAUCGCAAGAAAAAGAGGUAGACAGAAACAUAAUAGAACCAUAUUCACAAUUAAGAGUUAAGUUGGAAUUUAUAAACAUUAUAAAUGAAGAUAUAGAAAAAUUAUGGGGAGAGACAUGGUUUAUACCAACAAAUAGAACUAUAGAAUCAGAAUUAGAAUCAAAUUCAUAUUUGUUCAAAAAGUAUAAUAUUACUAAUAAGUUUAUUGAUAAAGUAUCAAACGACGGAACAGAUUCAAUUAAGCUAGUACGAGAUAGGGGCAACUACAAUACUAUGAAUUGGUAUAGAGUUAUAGUGCAAGUACCAGGAACUGGUUUUCAUCCAAGCAUAUCACCCACUGUUGAUGACAACAAUUCUCAUCAAUAUCAGCAAGUAGCAUUACUUUUAAAAUUUAAAACAAAUAUAGAAGCAGAAAGUUUCAGUGAACGAUUGGAUGAUUUCACAAUGAAAUUCGAAGAUCAAGAAUUAGCGUACUAUAAUGAUAAGUGGCACUCCAUUUUAAGUAACGAAGAUAUCGAAACUAGUUUUGUCAACAAAAAGCCAUGGACUAAAUCUGACUCAAAAGACCUUGAUACCAAACGUUUAACUGAAAAAUAUCAUGAUAUGAUUUUAAAAGAAGCCAAUAAAAUAAUAGAAAGAAAACAACAAAAAUGGAAAAAUAACAAUACUACUAAUGAUUCUCAAACACGAGUCCUAGAUAGUAGUGAAAAUUCGUCUACAAAUAGUUAUGAAGAAGAUGAUUUUGGAGAUUUUAUAUCAAAAGAGUGA
Messenger RNA from Lodderomyces pseudojiufengensis, 987 nucleotides. RefSeq lists its product as uncharacterized. The coding region runs from base 1 to 987 and encodes 328 amino acids. The record is from RefSeq and is a predicted model, not a curated record. The transcript has a single exon. NCBI's taxonomy places the organism in Eukaryota, Fungi, Ascomycota, Pichiomycetes, Serinales, Debaryomycetaceae.